AUGGCGCGAAAAGACAGCGAACAACAACCUUCUGUUGGAGACACUUUCCUCAAUAAUGCUCGCAAAGGCCAAGUUUUUGAUGCCAUUACAACAUCCCUCACUAAUUGCCUCUCUGAAACUAACCUGCAUUUGAUAGUUCCUGCUCUCAAAUUGAAAAUUCGCGGCAAAGUUCAGGAUAUUUAUGAUAGCGGGGAUUAUAUUGUGUUGGUUACUACUGAUCGUCAGAGUGCCUUUGAUAGGGUUCUUGCUUCCAUUCCUUUUAAAGGCCAGGUUCUCAACGAGACAAGUCUGUGGUGGUUUGAGAGAACGAGGCACAUAGUUUCUAACGCAGUUGUAUCAGCUCGAGAUAAAAAUGUUAUAACAACAAAGAAAUGUUCAGUUUUCCCUGUGCAGUUUGUUUGUUAA
This is a messenger RNA of Vicia villosa (hairy vetch), 405 nucleotides long. Its product is annotated as phosphoribosylaminoimidazole-succinocarboxamide synthase, chloroplastic-like. Lineage: Eukaryota; Viridiplantae; Streptophyta; Magnoliopsida; Fabales; Fabaceae. The record is from RefSeq and is a predicted model, not a curated record. Bases 1 to 405 code for a protein of 134 amino acids. Gene Ontology annotation, molecular function: phosphoribosylaminoimidazolesuccinocarboxamide synthase activity. Gene Ontology annotation, cellular component: chloroplast stroma; cytoplasm. Gene Ontology annotation, biological process: 'de novo' IMP biosynthetic process. The transcript has 3 exons.